Ectocarpus siliculosus is the source of this 2727-nucleotide messenger RNA. The record is from the annotation of a GenBank genome assembly. Lineage: Eukaryota; Phaeophyceae; Ectocarpales; Ectocarpaceae.
AUGGUGUUGAAUUGCAUGGCUUCGCGAAGGUUGUAUGCCGAGAAAAAAGGACAAAGCAGCCACCAAGACUCUGAGGCGUUGCGGUUAGCUAGUACCGGGCGGAAUAUGAGGAAACGCGGUAGGUCACAUGGCGGCAGACACAGUCUUGCGCUGUCAAUAGCCGUCGGAUUGCUGCGCUCUUCAACUUCACCCGCGCCGGCCUGCGCCUUCUUGCUGCCCGGUGCCGUUUCUCGGAGUAGCAGCAUGGGCCUAGGAAGUGGCAGUGCGAUCGGGAUAUCGUCUGGGCGGUCGUCGUUUGCUGGGUCGUCAUCUUGUGUCGUUGGAGCAGCUCAGUCGAGCAUCCGCCGUGGUCGCAGCAGGGCGGCAGGUGGGGCGGGCGAACCUCUAAGGAUGGGCAUCCCUAAGCUGUUCCGGUGGCUCACGGACCAGUACCCGGUGAUAAGUCAACGGCUCGACCAGGGGCUCAACGAGCACACCGCGCCGAUCGACAACCUGUACCUGGACAUGAACGGCGUCAUCCACAUGUGUACACACCACAACGAUGACGAGUUCAUCGAGCUCAACGAGAAGGAGAUGUUCCGACGGAUUUUCAUCUUCACGGACCGCAUGUUCAAGCUCGUCAGGCCUCGAAGGCUAUUGUAUCUGGCUGUUGACGGCACGGCGCCCCGCGCCAAGAUGAACCAGCAGAGAUCCCGCCGGUUCCGAUCGAGCAAGGAGGCCGAGGUGAACAUGGCGGAGAUGGUAAUGAGGGAUGGAAAACUGCCUGAAGUCACCAGGUUUGACUCCAACUGCAUCACCCCGGGCACGGACUUCAUGUUCAAGCUCACCAAGGCCUUCCAGGCGUGGAUCGAGUACAAGAUGGACACGGACCCCUUUUGGCAGCAGAAUGCCAGGGUGGUGUUCUCUGGACCAGACGUACCAGGGGAGGGCGAGCACAAGGUGAUGGAUUACAUCCGGGAGGCGAGGGAGACGGAGCCGGACUGGAGGGACGACCUGAGACAUUGCCUCUACGGCCUCGACGCCGACCUCAUCAUGCUAAGCCUCGUCACCCACGAGAAGCACUUCAGCCUGCUCAGGGAGAAGAUGAGCGUGAGACAUUCUCGCCGGAAGAAACCCAAGGACCCCAUCACGUACACGCGGAACGACUUCGAGCUGAUGGAGGUGUCGCUCCUCCGAGAGAUGCUCCGGCUGCAGUUCCAGUCUCAGGCGAACGACCCCAAGCUGCCGUUCAAGUUCGAGCUGGAGCGCGUGAUCGAUGACUUCGUGUUCAUGUGCAUCCUCGUGGGGAACGACUUCUUGCCCAAUGUCCCGCACCUCGACAUCUCGGACGGGGCCCUCAACCACAUGAUGAACAUGUACAAGCUGUUGCUGCCGAAGAUGGGCGGCUACCUGACGAAGAAGGAUCAGAUUCACCACGGCCGACUGGAGAUGUUCAUGCACGAGGUUUCUCGGAGAGAGGCGAUGUACUUCCGACGAAGAGGGGUAGAGGAGAGCGACCUCGUCCUGCAGGACCCUGGGAAGUACACGGAUCGCUAUUACAAGACCAAGCUGGAUCUUGAUCCGGAACAGGAAGAAGAGAAGCGGGCUGUCGUCAAGCAUUACCUCGAGGGCCUGUACUGGGUGCUCAAGUACUACCACGUGGGCGUCGACGCGGGGGGCUCAUGGAGCUGGUACUACCCGCACUUAUACGCGCCCCUGGCCAGCUCCAUGAAGAACCUCAUGGAUAUAGACAUCUCUUUCGAAAAGGGCAGGCCCUUCCCCAACCUCCUGCAGCUGCUAAGUGUGCUGCCACCGCAGAGCGCAGACUUUCUUCCCGAGCCGUACAAGGCCCUCAUGGUCGAGCCAACCUCUCCCAUCCUUGAAUACUACCCCACCGAGUUCGAGUGCGACGCUAACGGGAAGACGGCCUCCUGGGAGACGGUGGUAAAGAUUCCCUUCAUCGACGAGAAGGAUGUUUUUGGCGCGCUAUCCAACGUUGACCACACGAAAGAUCUGGAGGCUGUGGACCGUCUACGGAACUACACGGGCAAGGUGUGGCAAUUCUUGCCCCAAUUCCGCCUCACCCCGACGGGGGAGCCGACAAACCCGGUGCCUCAGCCCGCAGGGAAAGUUAGAGAUUCCAAGAAAUAAUUGCCGGGCAGUAGUUGCAGUGCGGUGUGGUAAAGGGGCUUCAGAGACCAGCACAGAGAACCACCUCUGGUUCUCGGGGGAGGGGUGGGCUUCUGCUGCAUUUGACUCUGCUGUACGUGCUCGUAGUUCAGCACAUCCGUGCAGGGUUGAACUCACGCUCUGUUUCUGUGUGAAAUGACAAACUAUCGCCAUCGUCCUGUAGUCGGAUUGGCACGAACGUACCGAGCAUCCUCGUUGUAGAGAAGCUCCCGAGUGUUCUUGGACAUGAGAGUUAUUCCAAAAUGGCAAUAGCGCGGUUGUUGGGCACGCUGUUGGGUAAUCUACACGUGCGUGAAGAACGCGACAAGUCCAUUGUUGUUGCAUGCGAAGAAAACUUGAGUGUGUUUUUGAAUGCCCAAACGAUACAUGGGGCAUGUUUUCUCGGUCGGCAUGCAUUUUUUCACUACUCACACGACAAGAAUGGCUGCACUCUUGCGGGCAAACCGGUGUCAUGAUGACCCUUGAUUGGGGAGGUAUGGUGAAGGCUAAGCGCUGCUGUUACGGCAUUGCCGAGCGGGUCCCAAGGACCCCGGUGUAAGGAGUUUGCCGGCCCCACCC